AUGCGCUCCUCAAUCGACGCCGCCGACCAGGCGUUGGAGCGUAUGGGCUACAAAAGUGAAUUGCCUCGAAAUCUGAGCAUGCUUAGUAUCCUCGGUUUAUCCUUCGCUAUCAUGGCCGCUCCAUACGGCCUCAGCACAACCCUCUACAUCACCCUCGACGACGGACUUAGCGUCACAAUAAUCUGGGGCUGGGUGUUCGUCACCCUCAUCUCACUCGCUAUCGCCGCUUCUCUCGCUGAAAUCUGCGCCGUCUACCCCACCGCUGGCGGUGUUUAUUACUGGAGCGCAAUGUUAUCUACUCGUCGCUGGGCGCCGUUGAUGUCUUUCAUCGAUGGCUGGCUUACACUUGUAGGUAACUGGACCGUCACACUGAGUAUCAUUUUUGGAGGAGGACAAUUGAUUCUUAGUGCGAUAAGCCUUUGGAAUGAAGACUUUGUCGCGAAUGCAUGGCAGACUGUCCUUAUGUUUUGGGCUGUGCUGUUAGUUUGUGUUCUUGUUAAUAUCUUCUUUUCGAGAUAUCUGGACCUUAUUAAUAAGGUUUGUAUCUUUUGGACGGCUGCGAGCGUUAUUAUUAUUCUCGUUACGCUGCUUACCAUGGCGGAUGAUGGGAGGAAUAGCGGCGAGUUUGUCUUUGCGCAUUAUGAUUCGAGCGAGAGCGGGUGGCCUGCUGGUUGGGCUUUCUUCGUUGGAUUGUUGCAGGCUGCUUAUACUUUGACUGGGUAUGGAAUGGUGGCUGCUAUGUGUGAGGAGGUUCAGAAUCCAGAGCGUGAGGUGCCAAAGGCUAUUGUGCUUUCUGUUGCUGCGGCUGGAAUUACGGGAUUGCUUUAUUUGAUUCCAGUCCUUUUUGUCAUGCCCAGUGAUGCGGCUGGGUUGAAGGCAUUGCGUGACAUUGCGAGUGGCCAGCCGAUCGGGUUGAUUUUUAAGACUGCGACUGGUUCUGCAGGUGGUGGAUUUGCAUUACUUUUCUUGAUUCUGGGAAUUAUGAUGUUCGCUGGAAUCGGAUCUCUCACUGCUGCGAGUCGAUGCACAUAUGCAUUUGCUCGCGACGGCGCCAUUCCUGGAUUCAAGCUUUGGCGUAAAGUGAAUAAGAAGCUCGAUGUGCCUGUUUGGGCCAUUAUCUUGUCUGCUGUCGUUGAUGGUCUUCUGGGACUGAUCUAUUUUGGAUCCACGGCUGCUUUCAACUCUUUCACUGGUGUGGCGACCAUUUGUCUCUCCACAUCUUACGGAUUGCCUAUUUUGAUCUCUAUGAUUCGAGGCCGUGAAGAUGUGAAGCGAUCUGGUUUUUCAUUGGGGAAGUUUGGAUAUGCUAUUAACGCAGCGACGAUCUGUUGGAUUGUUCUAGCUGUUGUUCUUUUCUGCAUGCCUUACACUUUACCUACUACUCCUGCCUCUAUGAAUUAUGCCAGUGUGGUCUUUGCUGGAUUCGCCAUGAUCAGUAUUGUGUGGUAUUUCGCUUAUGCUCGCAAACAUUUCACCGGACCCCCUGUCUCGAAGGACGAGGUCCAAGCUGCGGGUGUUAUUUCGGGCGCAGUGGUGGAUGCGGAACAUGCGCUUGAGGAUUCGGAAGUAAAGAAAGUUCCGAGCAGCGAGUAA
This is a messenger RNA of Penicillium angulare, 1593 nucleotides long. Its product is annotated as putative GABA permease. The transcript has a single exon. NCBI's taxonomy places the organism in Eukaryota, Fungi, Ascomycota, Eurotiomycetes, Eurotiales, Aspergillaceae. Gene Ontology annotation, cellular component: membrane. Bases 1 to 1593 code for a protein of 530 amino acids. Gene Ontology annotation, molecular function: transmembrane transporter activity. The record is from RefSeq and is a predicted model, not a curated record. Gene Ontology annotation, biological process: transmembrane transport.